GCCCGGGAGCUCCGGCCCUCGCCGCUGCCGCCGCGCACGUGCGGCUGCCGCCACUCGCCCAGCCUACGCCCGCAGCCGCUUUGUUGCCCGCCAACGCCGGCACCAUGCACACCCCGGGCUCCGUCGGCUCAGGCGACACACGCGCGGUGGACAUCAUGGACAUCUGUGAGUCCAUCCUGGAGAGGAAGCGGCAUGACAGCGAGAGGUCUGCAUGUAGCAUGUUGGAGCAGACGGACAUGGAAGCCGUUGAGGCUCUUGUGUGCAUGAGCUCCUGGGGUCAGAGAGCCCAGCAGGGUGACCUGCUAAAGAUAAGACCUCUCACCCCCGUCUCUGACUCCGGCGACAUGGCCACCACUGUGCUUGUGGAUGCACCUGUGCCCGAGCUACCAAAGGACUUACAUUCUUUCUCAACGCUGUGUAUGACGCCUCCUCAGAGCCCGGACCUCAUGGAGCCAUCACCAGGGGCACCAGUUCCUCCCCGGGCAACGCAUUCCAAAGCACACACUGACUUCGCCCCUGCCUCAGUAGCCAAAGCACUAGGGAGGAGGGCAGAACAAGAAUCACCAGGACGGAAACUCAAGCUGCCUGAGCCCUGCAGGGCCGUAGUGACAAGUGUGAUCAGACACACUGGGGAGUGUUCUGCUCUUGCUGGUUCCCCCACUACACAGCCCGGAGGACAGCUGGCUACAGCCAUGAUUGGGGUGGGAGAGGUACAGUUUCCGGGCCUGUCUGAAGCCCCCCAGGAUGUACUUCUCCAGGACAGCUUUCUCCAUGCCAGCUCCACUUCCAGCCAACCUUGUUCGCACAAGCCUGGUAGCCCUCUCCCCAUGGACAGAGACCAGCAGCCAGGGUGGCCCAGCCUAGAGGCCUGUUCACUGAAGAGUCCCAACAGUGACCUGCCAAGGAAGAGCAGCCCCCAGCCUGGCCCUCUGGUGUCCAUGCCUCUUUCCAGCACCCCUGUUCUCUGUCAGAUGGUCCCCAUGCCUGGACAGGCGGGGGUGUUGCCAGCUUUCCUCAAGCCCCCUGUGCCCGUGGCCUCAGGGCCUGGCAAACCCAUCCUGCCCCAAGCCAUGCCUGCGUCUACACCCCAUCCUGUGUUGUUGAGCCCUCCCGUACCUGUCCCCAUGCCUGUGCCUCAGGGAGCUGUUAUGCUGGUCCUGCCCCCACCCACCCUGUCCCCGGCCGCCAGCUGCCCAGCCAGUGUCAUGGCUGUGGGUGGCCCAAAGCUGCUGCCCCUUGCCCCCGCACCCGUGUUCUUCACCUCCAGCCAAAGCUGUGCCCCUCAGGUUGAUUUUUCCCGGAGAAGAAACUACAUGUGCGACUUCCCAGGCUGUCGCAAGACCUACUUCAAGAGCUCACACCUCAAGGCUCACCUGCGCACACACACAGGGGAGAAGCCUUUCAGCUGCAGCUGGGCGGGCUGUGAGAAGAAGUUUGCACGUUCUGAUGAACUGUCACGCCACCGCCGCACACACACGGGGGAGAAGAAGUUCGCAUGCCCAGUGUGCGAGCGGCGCUUCAUGCGCAGUGACCACCUGACCAAGCAUGCACGGCGUCACAUGAGCACCAAGAAGGUCCCGGGCUGGCAGGCAGAGGUGGGCAAGCUGAAUGGAGGUGUAGCAGCCGAGAGCCCGGCCAGUUCCACGGUGCCUGCGCCCACCUCACCCUGAGUGCCCGCUCCAAAGGGUCCCAGUCCAGUCUUUGAGCCCUCGUCCCAAGCCAGGGAGUCCCCUGUGCUGCUUUGGGUCAGGUUGGCAGAAGCCAGUUCCGACAUGAGUUGUUCACUUCUUUUCUGUUUGGGACCCUGUUCCGUCCAUAUCCUUUGCAGUUUCACGGUAUUUUUUUGUUUAAGGAAAUGGGGAAGAUUGAUGAUCAAAAUCACCAGCAUUCACACAACAAUUUUGGCAGUAAAGUUUACAAAAUCUGGAUUUUUACAACCUUUUUAUUCAUGUUUUGUAGAAAUAAGACAGGGUACUAAUUUUAUACUGUUUUUUUAUAAAAAUAUUUAUAUUGUUGGUGCUCACAUCACCAGCUUCUAGAUAGCUCACAUCCAGCCUUCGUUUCAGUGUUUAAUAACAGUUCUGUAGUGACCUUGCUUUUAGUCAGCAUGGCACAUAUAUCAGAAGAGGAGCCCAAGUUUGUGUCCAGACCUUUUUGAGCUGAGAGUUUGGAUUGAGAAUGGGGUGAUGGCCUCUGCAAAAGCAGGGAAGGCCAGGUCCUACCGCCCUGGAGGUGGGGCUCCCAGCAUGUUGGGGUGCUGGUGUCCUCGGGCCAAGGAAGAGCAAUUUGUGCCUGAGGUGUUUCAUUUGGCCUGCUGCCUGGUCUUGUGUCCCCUGACCUCAGGGGACAGUGUGGCUUCACUCAGCUCUAGCUGGGGCAGCUGCGUGGGAAACAGGCGUUGUGUCGGUGGGACAGGUUGGCGGGGCUCUCAAGCCAGGAGCUGUGGUUCUGGUUCUGGCUCCAGCUCCUAUUGGGAUUCCUCCACUAGGUGUGAAGACUAGGGAGCUCGAGGUCCACUGCUGGCUGUGUCGCCUCCUGUAUGAAUGAAGGAGUCCUGAGUGGGAGACACUGACCUACAGGCUUGAGCAGCUGAGCCCAUGCUGCUGCCACCACCCGGCUCAGUCGAGAAAUGGAGUCGGGCAUGGUGGUGUAUGCCUGUAAUUCCAGCACUCGGGAGGCUGAGGCAGGAGGAUUGUUGCAAGUUCAA
Messenger RNA from Octodon degus (degu), 2707 nucleotides. It is a transcript of the gene Klf11, whose product is annotated as Kruppel like factor 11. The transcript has 4 exons. The coding region runs from base 105 to 1670 and encodes 521 amino acids. Gene Ontology annotation, molecular function: DNA-binding transcription factor activity, RNA polymerase II-specific; RNA polymerase II cis-regulatory region sequence-specific DNA binding. Lineage: Eukaryota; Metazoa; Chordata; Mammalia; Rodentia; Octodontidae. Gene Ontology annotation, biological process: regulation of transcription by RNA polymerase II. The record is from RefSeq and is a predicted model, not a curated record.